UCGAGUAAAAAAGAAAAAGAAAGAAAGGGGGCGGCAGCUCUCCUCAAGUAAACCCGGUGAACUGGGGUGAACCCGUCGGUGACCACGGCAAGUGAUACCAGGUGACCUGAGUUCUUCUCUUGGUUGUAUGGAGCAUAGAGUAUAGCACAUCCCUAACCCUCCCCCACCCGUUGCUGCUCUCUGUGGGUCAACUAGUUGAAAGAAGGUUUCAACACAUUUCACUCGCUGUCAAAUUGCAGUUCAAGUUCAGUCAACCUUUUAGAGUCAACCAGAAGGCGCGGGAACCUGACUUCUCCUGAUUGAAAGGAAAAGUUGUCAGAGUGAGAGGUCUCAGGCCUAAUCUGCUCUCUGCACUGCAACCGGAUCCCAGCGGAGCAGGAGGGUCUAUAAACAUUAUAUACGUGGGAGGGACUGGACGAGAGGUUUGUUUGCCUCCGAACGAGCCAAUGGGAGCCGCAGCAGGCCAGACUGACGUCCUGAGUGGACGAGCCCGGAGCCACCAAUCAAGUUAGACCAGCGCCCGCCAGCCAAUAGGGAGGCAGGACAGGCGGCGACGAGGGAAGCGACAAAAUACAAAUUUCUCCUUCCUUGGAGGUGAGGACGUUACCUGCGCUGCUGCUGUGAACGGAGGGAAGAAGCUCCAGCCAUGGCCCUGUCGCAGACACUGGACGACUCCCCUUUGAGGCUGGCCCCGAGACCCACCGGGACCGACGGCCCGGACCCGCAGGAGGUCUACAACGAGAGGCACCGCCUGGCGCUGGAGGAGCUGCUCUCCGGCGGGGUCGACAACUUUCUGGAUUUCCUCAGGAAGGAGCGGAUUCCCAACUUUCUGUCGGACGACGAGAUCCAGCGGAUCCGGGGCAGCGCGGUGCCGCCGCCGCGGUGCGUGUCCCUCCACGGGGAGGAGCUGGAGCAGUCGCUCGGCGGCUCGUUGGACUGCUCCUCGGUCACGUAUUUCCCCGAGGUGUCCGACGUGGAGCCCCCGCUGCUGGAGAUCGGCUGGCCCGCCUUCACCGCGGGCUCCUACCGGGGAGUGACGCGGGCCGUGGCGCACUUCCAGCCCAGCUACGGAGAGAGUAUCUACGCCUGCAAAGAGGCUGCGCGGCGGAUGAUCAAAAGUGCCAGAGAGGUGAUCGCCAUAGUGACGGACUCCCUCACAGACCUGGAUGUCUUCAAGGACCUCCAGGAGGCGUGCUCCCUCCGCAGGGUCCCCGUCUACAUCCUGCUGGACCAGUCAUGCGGCGCCGCCUUCCUGAAGAUGUGCGCCAACGUCGGCGUUCGCCUCGAUGACCUGCGGCACAUGAGAGUGCGGACCAUAGCCGGCACGACCUACUACAUGAGGUCUGGAGCCAGGAUUACCGGGAAGGUUCACGAGCGCUUCAUGCUGAUCGAUGGAAACAGGGUGGCGACGGGCUCCUACAGGUUUAACUGGACCGAUGGCAAGCUGAACAGCAGCAACCUGAUCGAGCUCUCUGGUCAGAUAACGGAGAAGUUCGACGAGGAGUUCCGCGUCCUCUACGCCCAAUCCCAGCCCAUAAACGCCCGCGGGCCUCAGGGCGUCCGAGGCAGCGGCGUCCCUGAGCAUCUCGGCGUCAAACACUCGGCCACCUGCUCGCCGCGCGCGGCCCCAGAGAAGCACGCCUUCCCGGCUCAUCUGACGAGCACGCCCAGCGCUAAGCCCCGGACGUUACCGUUUCAGCCUCUAGGUCAGCCCUCGUCCCCUGGCAGUAAAACCCUCGCGGCGUCUGACUCCUCCACCAUCGGCGGGGCGGCGAUGGAGCAGAAGCUCAUGCAGGAGGAGGUCCUGGCCGGCAGCAUCAACGGUCAGUUCCCUGCAGAGAAAAACGCAGCCACCCCCGCCGCGUCCUCCUGCCAUGCGUCAACUCAGACCAGCCCGUCGGUGACGGACGGCGACACCCAGACGGACGCUCAGCACCUCAGCCCGAACACGGCGGCUAAAAAACCACGACAGGACCGGUCUCCCCGGCCCCCCCACGCAGCACCGGACACUACGCUAAAGGAGACUUUCCACAAGCUGUCCAGAGAGCGGCAGCACCACUACUCGGCCAUCCGCUCCAAACUGGAGCACAUGGUGACUUCCCUGACCGAGAGGCGAGAGCUGGCGGACGUCACCAACGCCAGCCAGGGCCUCGGAGCUCCCAGCGGCAGGCAGAGGAUGCACAAAGACUGCGUGCUGGAAACGAAUCCCAGGCCGCCCGCUGAAUGUGGGGGCAUGGGCACGUGGCCAAGAGCCAGAUGUGCGCACUAGCUUUCCUGCAGGGACUUCAGCGCUGGAAGGGAGUGGAGAACGGCCUGUUGAAAUGCUUCUUUGUUCUAAAUUAACACUAAAGGUUCACGCAGAAGAAUUUCAGAUCUGUUCCUUUUUUUUUCUAUUUACUUCCGAGUCUGCAUUUAAAAAAAAAAAAAAAAAAAAGAAAUUCUUCUUAACAAUUCUCUUCAUGUUAUGGUGCUGGGUUAAAUUAACAUUAAAAUCUUGCAGCAAUUUUAACCAAGGAAGUCGACGGGAUUAACAUAACGAGCCUAUAGUGUCUGAGACUGAGUCAAAUCUGCUGUAGUAUGGCUGAAUCAAACCAAACAAAGCGCUGUUUCUGUUGUUUUAAACAUGCCUUGGGCUGCUGUGACUACUUCCAAAGACGGCGGCGGAGAGCAGCUGGCUCUCGCUGCGCCUCGAAAAUAAAGCCGUGCUUCGCUACGUACCGA
Molecule: messenger RNA, 2721 nt
Organism: Fundulus heteroclitus (mummichog)
Lineage: Eukaryota; Metazoa; Chordata; Actinopteri; Cyprinodontiformes; Fundulidae
Gene: sack1d
Product: family with sequence similarity 83 member D
Exons: 6
Coding region: 647-2269 (540 amino acids)
Biological process (GO): regulation of ERK1 and ERK2 cascade; regulation of TOR signaling; protein localization to mitotic spindle
Cellular component (GO): mitotic spindle pole; cytosol
Source: RefSeq, a predicted model, not a curated record